AUGGCAAUCAACGGCAACGAACUGGACGGGGUGACGGGAGCCAUCGCUGAGCUGGCCACAAUCGAUGUCUCCAACCCAGCGUCUCGCCUUCAAAUUAUGCAGAAAUGCCAACAUAUCCUUGAGAGUCUACAGGAUCCUCGGAUGGUGGCUAUGGAUACCCUCACCUCUGUACGCCGACAGCUGUUUAUCGCGAAUGAGACUGACCGUUUUCCGAUAGGUUGUCCUGUACCCGUGCAUCGCCGUUCUCAACAGACUCGAUGUCUUCAAGAGGCUCACAAGCGGACCACUAACUGCAACGGAGCUGGCCCAACAAACUGA
Messenger RNA from Aspergillus calidoustus, 318 nucleotides. The record is from the annotation of a GenBank genome assembly. NCBI's taxonomy places the organism in Eukaryota, Fungi, Ascomycota, Eurotiomycetes, Eurotiales, Aspergillaceae.